Stereum hirsutum FP-91666 SS1 is the source of this 168-nucleotide messenger RNA. RefSeq lists its product as uncharacterized. NCBI's taxonomy places the organism in Eukaryota, Fungi, Basidiomycota, Agaricomycetes, Russulales, Stereaceae. The transcript has a single exon. The annotation marks the transcript as partial. The record is from RefSeq and is a predicted model, not a curated record.
CUUCUCCAUGUUGUUGAUGACAUUGAACACAAUGGUCCUGUAUGGGUGACAUGGACAUUCUUCAUGGAAAGAUUCUGUGGUAUUCUCAAACGUAAAAUCCGGCAGAAAAGCAACCCGAGAGGCACAUUAAACCAACACAUUUUAGAUAUGGCCUAUGUUCAACAGCUC